AUGGCGGCGGGCGCGGCGCGGGCUGGGGGUGGUUGAGGGUAGCAGGUAUCCAUCCGCUCUUCCACAUCAUCCUCGUCUUCCCCUUGUUCUGCUCGCCUCGGACUGGAGUGGGUGCAGGGCUCGUCCCCGUGACGCCGUCCCCGCCUGGCGAGACUGGUCAUGUCAGGCCAGGCCCGGGCGUCGGGGCCCGGUGGGGCGCUGGAGCCCCCGGCCCACCCCGCGCUGUGCCCCUGGUCGGGCAGGCCCUGGGUUUGAGGGGUCGCGGCCCUGGAUGUGCCGUCCCUGCGUGCCCCGAUUCAGCUACGUGGAGCUGCUGUUAACUGCGCUGCUCCUAGGGAUCCUUUAAAAAUUAUUCUUAAUGUAUGUUGUAGGAAAUUAACCCCAUCUUUUUCUAAUAAGACCUGCAACUGUAUAAUGUUAAUAUCUGAGACUUAAUUGGUAUCGAGCAGUUGUACUGAACAGUAUUGAUACUGUUAGUCUUCUUAUUUUCAGAAAUAUGUGAAGCUAGAUCUAAGUAAAUUGAACUUUGUGUCAGUCAAUGAAACAUUUUGUCGCCCAUUCAGAUUAGUUCUUUUGGAGAGUAAACAGUUGGAGAGGAAAAUGACAUCGAUUAUCAAGUUGACUACGCUCUCGGGGGUGCAGGAGGAAUCUGCCCUUUGCUAUCUGUUGCAAGUAGAUGAGUUUCGUUUUCUUUUGGACUGUGGCUGGGAUGAAAACUUUUCUAUGGAUAUUAUUGAUUCUCUGAGGAAGCAUGUACACCAGGUUGAUGCUGUUCUUCUUUCCCACCCUGAUCCUCUCCACCUUGGUGCACUUCCAUAUGCAGUUGGAAAAAUGGGGUUGAAUUGUGCCAUUUAUGCAACUAUUCCUGUAUAUAAAAUGGGACAGAUGUUUAUGUAUGAUCUCUACCAGUCCCGCCAUAACACUGAAGAUUUCACACUCUUUACAUUGGAUGAUGUAGAUGCAGCCUUUGAUAAGAUACAGCAGCUGAAGUUUUCUCAGAUUGUGAACUUGAAAGGCAAAGGACAUGGUUUGUCAAUCACACCAUUGCCAGCUGGUCACAUGAUAGGAGGCACAAUUUGGAAGAUUGUCAAGGAUGGGGAGGAAGAAAUUGUUUAUGCCGUUGAUUUCAACCACAAGAGGGAGAUCCAUCUGAAUGGAUGUUCCUUGGAAAUGUUGAGCAGGCCUUCGUUGCUUAUUACAGAUUCAUUUAAUGCUACUUAUGUACAACCCAGGAGGAAGCAAAGGGAUGAACAGCUGCUGACUAAUGUUUUGGAGACAUUACGAGGUGAUGGAAAUGUAUUAAUAGCUGUGGAUACAGCAGGCAGAGUUCUGGAACUUGCUCAGCUUCUUGAUCAGAUCUGGAGAACAAAAGAUGCAGGAUUAGGAGUCUACUCACUCGCACUUUUGAAUAAUGUCAGCUACAAUGUAGUGGAGUUCUCUAAAUCACAGGUUGAAUGGAUGAGUGACAAGUUGAUGAGGUGCUUUGAAGACAAGAGAAACAACCCUUUUCAGUUCCGCCAUCUCUCCUUAUGUCACAGUCUGUCUGAUCUGGCUCGAGUGCCUAGUCCAAAAGUUGUUCUUGCCAGUCAGCCUGACUUGGAGUGUGGGUUUUCUAGAGAUCUUUUCAUUCAAUGGUGCCAGGAUUCCAAAAACUCUGUAAUUUUAACUUAUCGCACUACACCUGGAACAUUAGCGCGAUUCCUGAUUGAUAAUCCUUCUGAAAAAGUUAUAGAUAUUGAGUUGAGAAAACGUGUCAAGUUGGAAGGAAAAGAACUUGAAGAAUACCUAGAAAAGGAGAAACUAAAGAAAGAGGCAGCUAAGAAGUUAGAGCAGUCUAAAGAGGCAGAUAUUGAUUCCAGUGAUGAGAGUGAUGCUGAAGAGGAUAUUGAUCAGCCGACUUUGCAUAAGACUAAACAUGAUUUGAUGAUGAAAGGUGAAGGUAGCCGGAAAGGAAGCUUCUUCAAACAGGCAAAAAAAUCUUAUCCAAUGUUUCCAGCUCCUGAAGAAAGAAUUAAAUGGGAUGAAUAUGGUGAAAUUAUCAAAGCCAGAGUUACAUACAUUGACUAUGAAGGACGUUCAGACGGGGACUCAAUUAAAAAAAUUAUUAACCAAAUGAAACCAAGACAACUGGUCAUUGUCCAUGGACCACCUGAGGCCAGUCAGGACCUUGCAGAAUGUUGCAGAGCUUUUGGUGGAAAAGAUAUUAAAGUUUACAUGCCCAAACUUCAUGAAACUGUAGAUGCUACAAGUGAAACUCACAUUUACCAGGUCAGAUUGAAAGACUCUCUUGUCAGCUCUCUUCAGUUCUGUAAAGCCAAGGAUGCUGAGUUGGCUUGGAUAGAUGGUGUUCUGGACAUGAGGGUUUCAAAAGUGGAUACUGGAGUUAUUUUGGAAGAGGGAGAAUUAAGGGAAGAUGAAGACUUAGAGAUGCAAGUGGAUGUGCCUUCUUCAGACUCGAGUGUGAUUGCACAACAGAAGGCAAUGAAAAGCCUCUUUGGUGAUGAUGACAAGGAGAUGUGUGAGGAGAGUGAGAUCAUUCCUACUUUGGAACCUCUGCCACCUCAUGAGGUUCUUGGACAUCAGUCUGUGUUUAUGAAUGAGCCAAGACUGUCUGACUUCAAGCAGGUUCUCUUGCGGGAAGGUAUACAAGCUGAAUUUGUUGGAGGAGUGCUUGUGUGCAACAACCUGGUGGCUGUCCGCAGGACUGAAACAGGGCGUAUUGGAUUGGAAGGCUGCCUCUGCCAGGACUUCUUUAGGAUAAGAGACCUUUUAUAUGAGCAAUAUGCUAUUGUCUAAGAAAAGUGCUGCAAAGGUGUUCUCACUUGAACUUUUACAGACAAUGGAGGUUUCUCCCAGUUCUGACUUUUUGUAGUUUUCUAAUUUAUACAGGGAAAUCUAAUUCCUAAAGAGCAGUUAGCUGCCUUGAACAUGUAAGUAACUGCUACUCUUGUUCAUAAAUCUGUUGUACAUUCCAUGUAGUUGACUCUUAAACUGUUACAACUUGGCAUCUCCCACAUAACACAUUAUAAAUGAGUUUAUGACUAUGAACACUUCUCAGGAAAGGUUCAAUUUGUCAGGGCAUGUUUUGGUUUCACAGAUUUCCUGUCAAAGAGUAUGAAACAUGUAAAAGUCAUUCUUUUGUUCUAAAAUAAGAUGGGAUAAAGAGCUUUGGUUUCUUUGGUUUUGUUAAUUUUGGUUUCUGAGUAGUUGUUUUUGGUUUUGGUUGCUUGGGGGUUUUUUAGUAAAUUUGAUUUGGGGAACAGUCUCAAAUAUUUUCCUCUUUUUUUAAAUUGAGAUUAGUUGAGGUACAUUAUUAACAGCCCACUUAAAGCUAGACUGCCUAAAGUUUCCCCAGUGUUCAUCUGGCUGCAUCUUAUCGCUCUAUCUGUUCCAUCUCACUGGUUUGUUCUAAAACAUCACUUUGUAUUCUGUAUCCGCAGGAUAAAAAAAAUUACUUGGGUAAUUACUCUAAGAAGACUGGAUGAUAUUUUCAGGCAGUUUGAAAUACAGUAAUUAUGCUUCAGAGUAACUUCUGCACAAACUUACAGAGUUUGUAACUCCUAGCUCUUGCAAACUUAUGCCAAUGGUAAAACCUUUCCUGAGUUCUGAUUUUAAUACUUUUCAAAGUCUAAAGCCUUUAUCCAUGCACUGCUGUUUGUUCAGAGUGCUAUGAGCCAAGUUCAGUAAGAUCAUUUCUCUAGAAAUCUGAGUUCACAUGAUGUAUUUAAUGAUUUUGUGUCAUGUUCUGUUCUAGCUGACAGUGAGACUUUAUUGUAGCUGCUGAUGCUAGGAAUUUACCUUACUAUUAGGUAAGGAUAAACACAGUUUUGAGUUCAUUAAUUUCUCAGAAAUUAACUUAUGAAAACAAAUGGCCUCUUGAGUUUAUUUAAUCAUUUUCUCCCCUGUCCGUAUGUGAAACACCAGCUUUGGCAGUAGAGGGUUGUUUGCUUUUUACAUAAAAUAGCAAUGUAAUAUAUGUUCUUUGUGUGUAUGCUUAAAUAAAAGCUUUUGAAAAAGUGGAAAAAAAAUAGCCCUGUGGGCUAUCUAUGGAAAGAUAAUCAACUUUGCAAUUCAUUCUCAACAAAAAUUUUCUAUCUGAUCUACAUACUAUUCUGUUUAAAAUUGUAGCUUAAAAGUGAAGACGCUAUUGAACAUUUGAUAGAACUAUAUACUAGAAGUGUAAAAAACUUGAAAAUAUAAUACUGAGUGAGAAUGUAUUUUCUUACACAAAAUCUAGGGAUAACUAGAUAGCUGAAUGUUGUGGGUUAUUUUCUUAACAGUCUAGAAAAACGUGUUUCCCUUAUAUUGACCACCAGAACUUCAUAGAAAUGCUCUGGUUUUGUAGCAAUGCUAUAUAAAUCUGUAUGAUGCUGAAUACUUGUUGCUGAAUACUAUUGUAUUACUACUGUUGCUGAUACUAGUGAACUUUUAUAAAGUGAGUUACUUUGUACAUAAUCAUAUUUGCCUUAGGAUUUUUACCUUGUGGGUUUAUGGUGGGAAGGGAUCACGUACACCUGCAUGGAAUAUAUUAAUAAAGAAAAAAUCCCUUAGGAAGUCAAAAUUUUGCUGUUUUUUAAAAAAAGGGGGAUAAAGACAACACAGUGUGAUCAUAAACCUUUCUGUAAAUUUUGUUUUUCUAACCAACUGAUACAAAUUCACCUAGGAUCACAAAAUUUUAAUGUUAUCAGUCACUAAAUUCUAGUGUGUGCUGACAGAAAAUCCCUAAUAGUGCCAUGACUGAAGAAGAGGCUCAAGUGUAAGGAAAACAGCUGACUUAUUUUAGUCUAUUCAGCAUGCAUGUGUCUGAAGUGUGAAAUCAGACCUAGAAAGCUGACAUGCAAGUUUCACUCCCAGCUGAGUGCUGGGACUGGAGUUCUGGACGUCUGUAGAAGGUGGAUCACAGGCUCCACUGGUGCUGUGUGGCAGCCGUGCUCCUCAGCUGGGUUUUUAGUGCUUGUAAAGCAGCGUGCACCUGAAGCCAAUGCCAUUUAAUUUUGCCUAUUCUGCUUUCCUGAUAAGUUUUUAACUAUGAUUUGCUUUACUCAGUAAUUGAACUUCUCUGUAUAAUUCUCAGAGUUAUUAGUCUGGUUCUUGUUUUUAUCUGAGCUACAUUUACGAAAUGUCGGUACUGCCGUGAUCUGUAAGUUGUAUUGUCGGGCUUCUACAUUUUCUUCAUUAGCAGUAAAAAUGUA
This is a messenger RNA of Cinclus cinclus, 5192 nucleotides long. It is a transcript of the gene CPSF2, whose product is annotated as cleavage and polyadenylation specific factor 2. The transcript is spliced from 13 exons. Gene Ontology annotation, molecular function: RNA binding. Gene Ontology annotation, cellular component: mRNA cleavage and polyadenylation specificity factor complex. NCBI's taxonomy places the organism in Eukaryota, Metazoa, Chordata, Aves, Passeriformes, Cinclidae. The coding region runs from base 601 to 2796 and encodes 731 amino acids. Gene Ontology annotation, biological process: mRNA 3'-end processing by stem-loop binding and cleavage. The record is from RefSeq and is a predicted model, not a curated record.